AUGAAUGUUAUUUUAUUAGAAAAGAAUAGGAAGAUCAACAAAUGCGUUUUCACGACUACAAGAGAGUGGAAGUGGCAAUCUAAAGUAGUAAAUAAGAUUUUGGCAGGCAGCGGCACUGAGCGAGGUAAGGAAGAUCCAGACUACCUUUUCUGGAAUAUCAGACAAUUUUGA
Messenger RNA from Sclerotinia sclerotiorum 1980 UF-70, 171 nucleotides. RefSeq lists its product with no specific name. Lineage: Eukaryota; Fungi; Ascomycota; Leotiomycetes; Helotiales; Sclerotiniaceae. Bases 1 to 171 code for a protein of 56 amino acids. The transcript has a single exon. The record is from RefSeq and is a predicted model, not a curated record.